UGCGAGCUCACUCGGCCACCGAGCCACGUGAACCUGGCAGGCAAAUUCGAAAAGCGCAGUCUGCAUCAUGGCUCUCAGUAGGAUGGUCGCAACGCGGUGUCUACUGCUCAUUAGGAACGGUUCGGCUCUAACAAGUGUCCUUGGUGCGAACAAGCUUGCCGCUGAUGUGCUGACGACGAAUCAGUUCCGAUGGAUCAGUGCCAGCUCCAGGGCCGGGGAAAAGUUGGCAACGGCAAAAGUACAGGUCCAGAAGCACGAUUGGAACCGGGCCGUUAGCGAGGCGGAACAGAUCGUCGGUUAUCCGACGUCGUUUCUGAAUCUACGGUUUCUGCUCAGCGACGAAAUUGCCAAUGUGGCGCUUCAUCUGCGCAAGUUGAUCGGGAGUAAUCAUCCGUUGCUCAAGUCUGCCAAGUCUCUGAUCUACAACGACAAAAGCCAGCAGGCAUGGGGGCUGAUCAUAUUGCUAAUUUCCAAGGCAGCUGGGCAUACGGCUUCCGUGCCGGAGAUGGAUCAGGAUCGCAGCGUAGGAGUACUGCACUCGCAACGAGCCCUGGCCGAAGUAACCGAAAUGAUCCGCAGUUCCCAGUUGAUCCAUCAGGGCGUAAUCAACCUGCAAUCGAUGGACAAUGCCGGGAAUGAUCUGAGCGGGGACAGUGAUAUGGUUUUCGGGAACAAGAUUGCACUGCUGGGAGGGGACUACCUGCUGGCGCAUGCCAGUAAGCAAAUUGCUUCCCUAAGGAAUCAAGAUUUGAACAUGCUGAUGACAUCCGCCUACCGGGACUUGGCAGAGUCCGCGUUCAUAGGCGAAAGUGACGAUCAAAACAAUCCGCUACCAUCGAAGCCGAAUACACCAGCCCGGACAAACACCCCGGAAUGUACACUGCAAGAGCUGGACUUUGGAGACGUGCGAGACAACAUGGAGCCGAUGCUGAUCGACGGAGUCAUGGGACACCCGGAGAAAGAAUGGUCUCUCAGACACGUUCUGGGCGGUGGAAGCCUUCUGGGUAAAAGUUGCCACGGAGCUUUGAUGUUGGCAGGACAUCCGGAUGAGCUGCAAAAGCAAGGCUAUCUUUUCGGAAAGCACAUGUCCCUGGCCUGGCAGGCCUCGAUCGAGCUGCAACCGUUCCUGCUCAAUCAGCUUCCACUAGGAAACACAUUCAGUUUGGUGUCCGCGCCGGUCCUGUUCCACUUGGAGUACGAUCCAAGCGUCUACGAAUUUAUCGAACAGGGCAAGAUCUCAAUUGAGGACGUGGACUAUGCGGCUCUCCAUCAGGAAAUCAUCCAGGGACCAGGGCUGGAGAAGACGAGAAACCUUCAGAAGAAGCACAGUAUGGCAGCAAUGAACGUGUUGGACCGGUUUCCCACCACCGAUGCCCAAACCGCUCUGCAGAAUAUCAUUCUGGCCAUGCAGCAGCUGUGAGAUUAUAAACUUUUGAAUUUAGCUUAGCGAUAUAUACGUGCAUAUUUCGCGAAUCU
Molecule: messenger RNA, 1476 nt
Organism: Ochlerotatus camptorhynchus
Lineage: Eukaryota; Metazoa; Arthropoda; Insecta; Diptera; Culicidae
Product: all trans-polyprenyl-diphosphate synthase PDSS2-like
Exons: 4
Coding region: 68-1420 (450 amino acids)
Biological process (GO): ubiquinone biosynthetic process; isoprenoid biosynthetic process
Cellular component (GO): transferase complex; mitochondrion
Molecular function (GO): prenyltransferase activity
Source: RefSeq, a predicted model, not a curated record